GAGGCCCUAAAGGGUUCUUCCGAUACGAUCGAAUACAUUAAGGGCUAAAAUCAUAUCACUUUUCAACUUGUCUUAUUAUUAGUGAGGCGUCACGCUGAAAUUUAAUAUUUUGUACAUGUAAGGUAAAUAAUAAAACUUAACGGGCUCCUUCUCACCCGCCUCUUUGCAUUUCUUGUUCGGAAACUACAUUAUAACCUCUGAGUGGUUAUUUAUGUACUUUACAAUUUAUAUUCAGCUCUUAAUUUCUAUGUAUGUUUAUUUCGGUUUUGAAAUUCACCAAUUCAUUGGGUUGGCAUUUCCUUAUAUUUUUAAUGUUUUUACCUUCGAGGAGUGUUAACUUUCAGCUGGAAUCCAGCAGGCUGCUCCUAAACUCAACAUAAAUCGUCAUCCACCAGUGCUGGGUUUAAUCCAUUGGUAGUUUCUAUCGAUGGAAUUAGCACUGGUUAGGAAGUGGUCAAAUAUAAUAGCAUAAUUUUUCGGACUGCUAUAUGGGGAGUAUCUUAUCUUUUAUAAGAAUAGCAUCAGAUCUUCUUAAAAUCUCUCGUUCGUUGUCAUUAUUAGAAUCAUUUAUUUCUAAUUUUUAAUUUUCAGAACUUUAUCACAACUUUUGAUUAUAUCUAUACAUUUUUAAAUAUUAUUCCGUGAUAAUUAAUUUUAUUAACUUUCAAUGUAAUCUAUUUAAUUUAAAGUUAUAAUUCUGAAUCCGCUUUCUAAGUUUUAUGUUUUAUUAUUAAAACCUGAGGAAUAUCAUUAUUAACUUAUACCUCUUUUAUCAGUUUACCACUACCUAUUUGGAAGGUUAUGGCGCUUAACAAUUACUAAUGUGUUUUGUAUCGUUUGUUAUUGUGGUUAAUGCUAGAUUAUUUCAACUGAAAAACACUGAUAAUUACGUCAGAUUUUACUCUAUAAACGUUUAGUUAAUAUUUUUCAUAAUGUCUUCCGACUUUGCGACAGUUUUAAUGGAUAUGGGGUUCUCUAAAGAACAAGCGGAAAGAGCUCUUCAAGUGACAGGAAACCAAGGAGUUGAACCUGCUAUGGAAUGGCUGUUGGCACAUGGUGAUGAUUUCGAUCAGUCUGCAGGAACUGCGGUCAAUAGUGCUCCCACUACCUCAUCAACUGAAGAUGCUACUAAAUCUUCUAAUGAAACUGGUGACUCGCCCAAUUCUGAUGUUGAAGCCAAAUCCUUAAUAUGUAAUGAUUGCAACAAAUUGUUUAAAAAUCAAGCAGAAGUUGAAUUUCAUGCUGCAAAAUCAGGUCAUACAAAUUUCGCCGAGUCCACCGAAGAGAAAAAAGCUCUGACUGAAGAAGAAAAACUUGCACAAAAGAAACUACUAGAACAAAAACUUAUCGAAAAACGGAGAGAAAGGGAAAAGCGUGAAGAAAAUGAGGCCUUAGAAAGAGAAAAAAACCGAAUUCGUGCUGGAAAGGAAAUGAUUGAAAUUAAAAAGAAAAUGCAAGAUGAAGAACUUAGAAAGGCCAUUGAACAAAGGAAAAAAGAAAAAGAAGAGGAUAUGAAAGCUCGACAAAGGAUAAAGGAUCAAAUAGAAGCUGAUAGGCAAGCACGUAGGGAAAAGAUGUUGCAGCAGCAAGGUAUUGAAAAACCAACUCCACCUCCUGUAGUUGUUGAAGUCGCUAAGCCAGCUGUUAAAAAAGACUAUACGGAAACAAGGAUACAGAUAAGACUUUUGAAUGGAGAAUCUCUGACCCAGACAUUUGGUAUCAAAGAACAGCUCUCAGCAGUACGGUUAUACAUUGAAUUAAACAGGACUGACGGCGAUGGCUCUUUUUCAUUAAUGACAACUUUUCCUAGAAAAGUUUUUGUAGAAGAUGAUUAUGAUAAGCCUUUGGAUGUAUUAGGUGAAAUGUCAACUGCAUUCGCAAAAGAUUCUCCGCUUUCCCCUUCACUGUUGUCUUCAGACUCCAGGAAUGACCACGUGUUUGAGUUAGCGAACUCGAUAUCUUGGGGAGAUAUGAAAUCAUCUGUUUCAACUGUAUCAACUUCAUCAUGGCUCAGUUCAAGGCUAGUCAUAAAGCAGAAAUCGCAAUUGAAAUACCAGAACCUGAUGUAAAAUUCUAAUCUUGUAUUUUGCUUGUAAUAGAAAUUUUAAAAACCAAAUCUUAGAAGCAUUUUAUAUUCUAAUUUAUAAUAAUUCAUAAGUGUUACAAAUAUGCAUAUGAAUAAAAUUGAAAUAAUUUUAUUUUUUAAUAUAAUGCGAAGUAUUUAAUGUGAACAAAACCCAAAGUUAAAUCAAAAUGUAUGAACUUUCAUUAAGUAGUUCACUUUCAUUGGAUGUUUUAACAACUCAUUAUUGGCUCAUAUUUCAGAUUUUUGAUUUGUAAGUCAUAAAUGGGAUAAUAAUAUAAAAAUUUGAAGAAAAUAAAUGUAUUUAUUAUAAGUCCAAAAAUAUAUUUGCAGUAUAUACAAAUUUAAUAAAAUAUGGACAAAAUACUGUGAAAGUCUUUGAAUUUAUAAAGUUGUGAUAGACAUGAAAAUCAAUAAAUUAAAGAAAAUAAUACAAACAUGUUAGAAAACAAGAAAGUGGUGAAUUGAAAAUGGAAUCUGAUAUUUUUAUAUAGUUAUGAAAAUUAAAUUAAUUUUAUAAAGCUAGUUACAUAAAUGAUAUAGGAACAACUAAAAGACCCCUAAAACUAAAAAAAACAUAUAUUUUUAAUAAAUUAUAAAAAUAAAAUGUAGACACCCAAAAAUCUGUUGAGAGGAUAAAUCCUUCAAUAGAAAUAUUAUUUCUGUUAAAGAAGAAACUAAAUAACAAAUGAUUUUGUGGUUUAAAUAAAACUGAUCCCAAAGUUUUUGAGGGAAAAUAAAAUAAAUAAAUAGUUUUUCAAAAAAACAUCUUGGAAUAAAUUUUUAUAAAUAAAUUUCAAACCAACUUAUCUCUAUACAAUUUUAAUUUAUGAAAAUCUUAUCACUCAUGAGUUGAGAUCUUAUUGUAAAUAGAGAAACAAAUUAGACUGGACGCACUCCAUGGAACUUCCAUAAUUUAAUAGGAAGUUAUAAAUGAUCAAUAAUCCAUAUAUACAUCAUUUUUUUUAAAUGACUAAUAUUUCUUCUAUUCCCAUAAUUUAUACGUGAUUGAAACCACAUUAAACUUAUUUUUAAACUCUAUUCCCAAAAUGUCAUCCUAAUUCGGUAAUUCUUUUUUUCCACCAUUGCCACAAUUGGAAAGGUAGAAUAAUUUGAAAAAUAUAUUCAGCUAACUUUUCAAUGAAUAUUAAAAAUUGAUUUCCAUUUCAUUGUAUCAAAAGUAGCUAUUUGAACAAUUAUUGUUGGCAAUAAGUUCUAGACCUAGAACACAUUUUUAUUUCUUAUUCUAAUAACUCAAGUAAUAUUUAAAAGAAUAUUAUUAUUCAUGUUCAUUUUUUUUGUUUAUUAAUAGUAUCAGAGACCUAAAGGUAAAGGGAUAGAAGAUAUUUUUUGAAAAAAUUUAGUUAUGCGUAUGGCUGAUCUGAAAUAUAUUCGAUCUGAGCAUUAGUUAGGAACUAUAAUUUUUAUGGUUGAAUAAAAAUAUUGAAAAGUGUAGUAAUACACUUUUGUAUAAGCUAUGCAUCAAAUUAAUUUUUGACAACAAUAAGAACUUUGGUGUCUUCUACUUUAUUACACUUUUAGGUAUCUUUAUGCAAUGUUUUAGCCACUUUCCGUGAAAAAAUAAAAAUAAUAUAUGCUCUUUUUCAUUUAAAAGUGGAACACACCCUGAUUUUUUUUUUUUUUUUAAUUAUCAGUAUUACUUAAUAGCUACCCGUAAGCCACUGGACUAGUUUCAAGAAUUUGUAUGUUUCUACUAACGUAUUUCGAUAGGUUUCCUGUUUAAUGAUAUUAUGAACAGAAUAUACAGGAUAUUGAACUAAUUUGUUGAUAUCACAAUUUGUCAAGUUAUGAUAGCUUGGUUUAUGACCACCAACAACAGUUCCAUCACAAUCCAUUAAUUCCAAUGUUCGGUUAAAGCAUAUUCGUACCUCUAACAGAAUAGAAGCAUUUUGUUUCUAAAACAGACAAAUAUGUAAGUAGAAUUACACUUUCCAAUUAUAAAUAAAAGACAUACCUCAUGAAACUUACAUCUUGGUAGCAGGCUACUUGUGGAUUCUUUCCCAAUACACUUUGUACCCCAUCCCAGAUUUUAGUUAUGUUAUACUGAUUGCCAGGUGUUACUCCAGCUUUUGUCAAUACAGAAUACAUAUUGUAAUCCUUCAUCCACUCCAAUCCUUGAUUAAAAUAUUGGAACUCGGUGGAUAAUUUUGGAACUACGGCUGCACAUGUACCAUGCUUUAACCAUUCAUGUGACCACAGAGCUGUGAUCUUUUUGUGUUUUUCUACUGGUGUCCAUAACUGCUCCAAUUGCUUUUCAAUGCCAUAUAAAGCUUCAGGGCUGAAAGGUCUUGUUUUAUUACAAAAGCCUGGCCCGAUUGUUCCAUAUUUUGUGGGC
Molecule: messenger RNA, 4439 nt
Organism: Nezara viridula (southern green stink bug)
Lineage: Eukaryota; Metazoa; Arthropoda; Insecta; Hemiptera; Pentatomidae
Source: the annotation of a GenBank genome assembly